UCGGAUGCAGACGCCAUCGCUCCAGUCAGCGGACUUCUGCCACAAUCGAGAAAACUGCGGAAACGCUUCGGGAGUGAAAAUAAAAUAUCAUUUCUUAAUCGGAAAUUGAAGAAUUCACGCAAUACGCAGGAAAUGGCAGCCACCAAUGAAGCUACAGAGCACGCCAGAGGAUGACCAUUGAGGGGCGAGUACAGGUGAAAAAUGGAAAAUAUAUGCACACGCCAGUAUACAUACAGGCGCCAAGGCAAAAAGUCACAGUGCUGCUUUUAGGUCACACAAAAGGCUCUCCUCCUCGCAUCGACAGCAAAAAGCAUCGACAGUAGCAGCAUCGACAGCUGCCCGAAGUUAUCCAAGGGGAAGAAGAACCAACAAAAAUCCACGUUUAAUGAACUGCAGCCGCAGUGACGAUUGAGAAGCAUUAAGAGGCAUCGGCAGUGGCAUUGCAAUGCCAUCCCGUCGCGCCGGCGGCGGCACAAUCAAGCGGAAGCACUCCUUGGGCAACCUGCGACGCGCACAUCCCGCCUCCGGGGCCACAUGGAAUGUGCAGGUGGUCCGUGGCAAAAUGUCCUCCAAGUGCUUGUGGCACGCCUGUCGGGCCCUGAUCCUGGGCCUCACGCUGAUGCUCCUGGGCGCCGGCAUGGCCACCCUGGGCUACUACGCGGAUCACCUGUCGAUGGGGUCGGAGCUGCGCGGCAAUGUGACGGUGCGCGUGAAGAACGACCUGAAGGGCUUCCACCUGAACAACUUUGCGUAUGUGGGGCCCAUUGUGAUGGGCUUUGGGGGCUUCAUUGUGGUGGCCUCCUGUGUGAUGACCUUCGAGGCGCGCGACUCGGCCGCCAAGGUGGUGCCGGCCCGUCUGCGUGCGGGCGGAGCAGGCAGCUGCAGCAAGAAUCCGACGCGGAGUAAUCAGGGCAGCUCGGCCUCGCAACGCCGAGGAAUGGGUGCCCAGUACCAGUCGACGCGUUGGGAUCAGCAUUUCGGGGUGUUCCGCUCAUCGCCGGGCGAUCCCCACCAGCAGCCACAGGCAGCCAUACUCUCUGCCAACCAGCAGCUGCUGCUACAGCAGCAACAGCAGCAGCAGCAGCAGCCCUUCGACAGGGAGGCCCUCACCGCAGAGUUGGUGAAAUUCUCCAAGUCCCUCAGUCGCCAAUCCACACGCUUUUCGCCGCAGUUGCGCCGCCUCACAUGCACUGGAUCGGUGCCCGAUCUGUCCACCAUCCAUGCCGCUGCCACCGCUCAUGCUCAUGCUCAUGAUCAUGCCCUGAAUCUCCUUGAAUACACCAACUCCAACGCCGCCACUAAUCACUCCAAUUUGCUCUCAAUGCACCACCACCACCACCAACUGAUGACGACGCCGCUGGACACGCUGCUGCUGCACCAUGGUGGCACAUGCUGCACGAAACGACAUCGGCGCCAUCGCCACUCGCACCAUCACCAUCACCACGACCACGACCGCGACCACAAUCAACGACACCACGCGAAACCCGGCUGCUCGUCGGCCAGCAGCAGCGUGAGGAGAGUGCGCCAGGGUGCGCGUGGAAAUUGGGCAGGACCUGGCCCUUUGGCGACCGCCAAUGUCGCUGCCAGCGCCUCCGCCUCCUGCUCGUCGACGCGCAUCAUUAGCAACUCCUCGAGCCUCAUCCAGCGGGCCACACGGGAGUGCGCCCUGCUGCAGCCGCCGGCAGCGGGUCGUGUGUACUGGCAGGCCUCCUCCUUUGAUGGCGGCAGUGGCCAUGCCCAUGGCCAUGCCCAUGCCAAUGCCAAUGCCCAUGCGGGUGCUGCCAUCUCCAGCGCCGAGAAGCGUAGCGAGCGGAACAAGCGCUCGGACACGGCCAAGCGGCAUGUCCUGGCCCGCCAGCGUCCCAUCGAGCAGGAGGAGGGACGCAGUCCCCUCGGAAACAGGCGCAAUUCGACCAUGUCGGAUUCCUCGUACAGUGGCCGCUGGACGGCGCGCUGUGCGUCGGUGGCCAGUCGCACCUCCAGCAUUGAGUCGAGGCGCGUUCAAGUCGAUCUGCACAGUCCGGAGGUGAUUCCCAAGUCGAUUUUGCGCUCACCAAAACGCUACAGCUCCGGACCCUCGGCCACGCCAUCAGUGGACAAGGAUUUUCGAAGCCAAUUGUCGGUGUGCUCGGAGCCACCGCCGCCUGUGCGUCAGCUGUCGGGGCAGUCGAGCAUGGAGCCCGCCCUGCCGGAGGAGAGUCUCGAGCAGGCCGAGGACAGGUCCUACGACGAGGUGUUGGCGCCGCAGCAUCACACGGGCAGCCUGCCACCGAAGAAGGUGCGCCCGGACUUUCUGCCACUCUCCCGCAGCGAGCAGCAGGGGAAUCAGCAUCAGAAUCAGAAUCAUAAUCAACAGAAGCCGAUGGCAGCUGCUGUGCCGCUGUUUCGCAGCAACAGCUCGCGACAGUUCAACAGGCCGAAGGCGGCGGUGGUUAGCGGGCGGGAGGACUCUGUGUUUCAUGCCCGCUCCAUGGAACGGGGACUGGCCAAGGGCAGUGCCAGUGCCGAUGAUCAGAUGUACGAUUCCCUCAAGGUGAUCAACGAGCGGCGCUCCACGCUGCUGAAGGCGGACUCGCAGAGUUCCCUGGGAUCGGCAGAGCGCAAGCUGAGCAGUUUCUCGUUGAAGAUGCCCGAGAUAACAGAGCGGGAGAACUCCAUAGAUGUGGAGGAGCCACCUGCCCCUGCCCCUGCCCCUGCCCCACCUGCAGAGGAUAUAGAGCUGGGCAAGAUUGAUCCCUAGGAUCGAGGAUGUAGCCCGCGGGAGUUGCAGUUGUAAAAUGUAAACAGCAGCCAUCGACAAUUACUUUAGAGCAUUGAUGUAUAUUUGUAUUGUAUUGUAUUGUAUUGUAUUGUAUGUGUGUGUGUGUAUCGUCUCGUUAGCUUGUACUUAGAUAAGUGUUAUAUCCCCCACCCCCCACACACGGACUGGUUCUGUAUAUCAACCCGAAUCCCAAUCCCCCGCCCUGCAUUCAGCAAGGAAUCAAAACGAUGUCUAUUAUAAAUGCUACUCCGUAGUCUUCCUAUUGUUAGAGCAUCGAGCUAUGUCGUUAUAACUAUUACUAUUACUUAUUUGGAUGUUAGUUUGCCACUCCAUCAACUACGGUGCGUUGUAUAGCCUGUAAAAUUCGUACAAUCAGCUUAUAGUAAAGACUGAUUAGGCAGAAAAACAAACAAACAGAAAAC
Messenger RNA from Drosophila obscura, 3183 nucleotides. RefSeq lists its product as uncharacterized. Lineage: Eukaryota; Metazoa; Arthropoda; Insecta; Diptera; Drosophilidae. The record is from RefSeq and is a predicted model, not a curated record.